UCAGAAGUACAGACGAAGUGAACUUCACAAGGUAAGCAGCACUCCGGGAGAGCACUUCACUUCUCGUGUCCGCUCUGACCAGCCAACAAGACUGAAGAUGGCGACUGCUGCUGCUGUUGCUCCUCUACUGUUCCUCUGCUUCUUAUUCACCAUCGUCAGUGUGUAUGGGCUGACGUGUUGGCCGUGUCAAGGCGUGGUUUGCCCUUCUAUCGACACGUACGACUGUCCCAGCGGGGUGGUGAAGAGCGGUUGCGAGUGCUGCCACGAGUGUGCCAAGGAGCAAGGGGAGAAGUGUGGAGGAAGCUUUGAUGUGUUUGGUAAGUGCGCAGAAGGUUUAGUAUGUGUGAGACAGGUUGGUCAGGAGGGUCGUCCUACCUUCAUAACCUGGGAAGGAGUGUGUCUCACGCCCCAGCAAGCUGAGUCCUCCAUCACCAGCAGUACUGGACCUCCCCGUGACACUCCUCUACCCGCGAGUACCACCACGCCCAGGACGUCGCACCUCAAGAGGAGUAUUCCUGCAGCCAUCAACAACUCUCCCAUCUACUGAUCGGAAGUGAAAGUCAUCAACCAGCCAGCUUCUCUCUGCAGUCGCAGUCACAACUGAUGUGUUGACUAGUAGCAGUCGAUCUCGCCUGCUGGCUGUGGCUGCUGCUAGACUACUACUACCA
This is a messenger RNA of Cherax quadricarinatus, 668 nucleotides long. Its product is annotated as single insulin-like growth factor-binding domain protein-2. Lineage: Eukaryota; Metazoa; Arthropoda; Malacostraca; Decapoda; Parastacidae. Gene Ontology annotation, molecular function: insulin-like growth factor binding. The record is from RefSeq and is a predicted model, not a curated record. Gene Ontology annotation, cellular component: extracellular region. Gene Ontology annotation, biological process: regulation of cell growth; regulation of signal transduction.